This is a messenger RNA of Condylura cristata (star-nosed mole), 3407 nucleotides long. It is a transcript of the gene SEPTIN6, whose product is annotated as septin 6. Lineage: Eukaryota; Metazoa; Chordata; Mammalia; Eulipotyphla; Talpidae. Gene Ontology annotation, biological process: cytoskeleton-dependent cytokinesis; cilium assembly. Gene Ontology annotation, molecular function: GTP binding; molecular adaptor activity; GTPase activity. The transcript has 10 exons. Gene Ontology annotation, cellular component: septin ring; septin complex; microtubule cytoskeleton. Bases 263 to 1567 code for a protein of 434 amino acids. The record is from RefSeq and is a predicted model, not a curated record.
AGAACUGGAAGUGGGCUCGCGGUAGGGGGAAGCGGCGGGUUAAAUCCGCUCCUCCCCACACUUCACUUCCGAGGGGUGAGCGGGAGAGGGGAGACUGGGGUUGGAGCGGCGGCUAGGGGGCCCCUCCCUCGCACCUCCCCCCACCGGACUUGGUCGCGCCCGAAGUGUAACACUUUCUCUUUGUCGGAGGAGCUCCGCUGUUUCCUGUGCUGUAGCUCCCGUUGCGGCGGCGCCCGUGGCAGCCCUGGCGGACGCAGGAGCGAUGGCAGCGACCGAUAUAGCUCGCCAGGUGGGUGAAGGUUGCCGAACUGUCCCCCUGGCUGGACAUGUGGGAUUUGACAGCUUGCCCGACCAGCUGGUGAAUAAGUCAGUCAGCCAGGGCUUCUGCUUCAACAUCCUGUGCGUGGGAGAAACAGGUUUGGGCAAGUCCACCCUCAUGGAUACCUUAUUCAACACCAAGUUCGAGGGGGAGCCAGCCACUCACACACAACCAGGUGUCCAGCUCCGGUCCAAUACCUAUGACCUUCAAGAAAGCAACGUGGGGCUAAAGCUCACAAUUGUUAGCACGGUGGGCUUUGGGGACCAGAUCAACAAGGAGGACAGCUAUAAGCCUAUUGUAGAAUUCAUCGACGCCCAGUUCGAGGCCUACCUGCAGGAAGAGCUGAAGAUCCGCAGGGUGCUGCACAGCUACCAUGACUCCCGCAUCCAUGCCUGCUUGUACUUCAUCGCCCCCACGGGUCACUCCUUGAAGUCCCUGGACCUAGUGACGAUGAAGAAGCUGGACAGUAAGGUGAACAUCAUCCCCAUCAUCGCCAAAUCAGAUGCCAUUUCUAAGAGUGAGCUAGCAAAGUUCAAAAUCAAAAUCACCAGCGAGCUUGUCAGCAACGGUGUCCAGAUCUAUCAAUUUCCUACAGAUGAUGAAUCAGUGGCAGAGAUCAACGGAACCAUGAACGCCCACCUGCCAUUUGCUGUCAUUGGCAGUACAGAGGAACUGAAGAUAGGCAACAAGAUGAUGAAGGCCCGGCAGUACCCGUGGGGCACAGUGCAGGUUGAAAAUGAGGCCCACUGCGACUUUGUGAAGCUGCGGGAGAUGCUGAUUCGGGUCAACAUGGAGGACCUGCGGGAGCAGACGCACAGCCGGCACUACGAGCUGUAUCGCCGCUGUAAGCUGGAGGAGAUGGGCUUCAAGGACAGCGACCCUGACAGCAAACCUUUCAGUUUACAGGAGACAUAUGAGGCCAAAAGGAAUGAGUUCCUAGGGGAGGUCCAGAAAAAAGAAGAGGAGAUGAGACAGAUGUUCGUCCAGAGAGUCAAAGAGAAAGAAGCUGAACUCAAAGAGGCAGAGAAAGAGCUGCAUGAGAAGUUUGACCGUCUGAAGAAACUACAUCAGGAUGAGAAGAAGAAGCUGGAGGAUAAGAAGAAGUCCCUGGAUGAUGAAGUGAACGCCUUCAAACAGAGGAAGACAGCGGCAGAGCUGCUCCAGUCCCAGGGCUCCCAGGCGGGAGGCUCACAGACUCUGAAAAGAGACAAAGAGAAGAAAAAUAAUCCAUGGCUGUGUACUGAAUAGUAUUCCCCGCUACAGCUGGACUGGACUCCAUUUAGCCUUUUAAGCCAAGGUUCCUCUUUUAACUGACAGCUUUCCUUUGGGGUCCCAGGCAGUCAGAUGCCCCUCCCCCCUGCCCCAUGAUGAACUUCCACUUCAAGCCCUAUUUCUUUUUGAGUUCCACCUCCCAACCCCAUGGGCACUGAGCAUGACCAACUUCUUCCCCUUCCCCCCCCCCUUUUUUUUUUUACUUUUUGAUGUUGCUUUUGUUUUUAUCAGCUUUUAAAACACACAGUCAAACAAGGCAAUGCCAGUGUUUCAGGCCUUUGGGGGAUUUCUCACUCCAAAAAUAGAUACUAGGAAGCCAAAAGCAGACAAGAUGAAAAGUGAACAUAGGCAUGCACCCUUUCUUGUUGGCACAGCAAGACUGCAGUCGGGAGAGGUAUUUCUUGGUGAGUCACUAAUGGGUUAAUGGCCAGAGGCAAGUAUGAAGAUGAACCCUAGCCUUCGAUUUAAAAAAAUAAAAAAAAGUAUGGAUACUCAGAGAGAUGCUGUCAGGGCUGCCACGUCUUCUUGGGAAAGACAUUGGCAGAUUUGCUAUUCUCCUAGCUGCUUCCAAGGAACCCCAAACUUGUACCACCAACUGGUCUUUACCCUCCCAGGUAGUUAUUUGCAGUACCAACUAGGAGACUCCCCACCAUUGGCCUUUGUUUACACAUUAACUUGAAAUGUUCUGAAAACUUCCAAGGUAUUAGUACCACCCAGUCUCUGACAGACUUUCAGACACGAGGCAGAAAUUUGGUAUGAAGGGAGACAUUUUGGUCCUUGAACAGGUAGGACCUUUUUUUUUUUUUCCUAAGAGGAAAUUGAGGCCCAAAGAAAUGAAGAGUCUUGCAGGAGGGUCUCAAGGCUGUUUCUUGUCAGAAGCCAGGCUGAAUUCAGUGUCUCCAGCCUGCCCAUCCAUUUCAUAACUGGAGUCGAGCUGUGCCACUAUGUUCCUGAAGACAAGAUUUUUGAUGUUGAGAGAAACUAAAUUGUUCGUAGUAGAGGCUCUUUGAAGUUUUUAUUUCCCUAUUAAAAAAUUUACCCAAUGAUGGGAGGGUAGAGACAGGCAAAGCAGAAAACUCCAGGCCAGCUCCUGAAGCAGGAGUCACCAGGACACACCUGUUCGCUGGUCAGCUUUCCUGGAAGUCUGGAAGGGCACCCGGGCCUGCAUCUAACAGACUCUAGAGAGUCUGGUGAAGAAUAAUCUGUGAGUGACCCCCAAGUCCUUCAGAUAGUCAACGAGGCUAUUAAAAGAAUGUAAAUGCUUACUUUGUGGCUACCCUUUUUCACUGUAGACAGAACAUUUUUUUUCCUUCUUCAGUGAAAAAGCUUUUGAGUUAGUACAUUAUUAUUUUCUUCAGUAACCAAAGUACUCUUCUGGUAAAACGAAACCAGCCACUCGAAAAGGUCUGUGCUUUUAUUUUCACAGACUGGAAUGGAAUGGCUUUCCUAAAAUACACACAUACGCACACACACACUUCAUUUCUCUUAAGCCAAGAAGUCUGCUUUCCUUAGCUGCAGUGCACAUCGUUUAUGGGUUUUGUUUUUUGUUUUACUCAUCUGGCGUUCACAUGUGGCUGUUAAUAUGUGCUUGUUUUUCAUUAAAAACAAGAAGCUUUAAACUGGUGUGUGGUGUUGUUAAAACCCUCAGCGGAAUUCCCUGGUGGCGGUGAUGGCACGCCAAUGGCCUCAUUUCUAACCUGUCUUCUUCCAGUGUCAACUGUGCUACCUCACGCUGCCCGCUUCCCUCACCCUCUCUGACUUCAAAUGUCUUUUUUCUUUGGCUAAUUUCAUGUUUUCUUUCUCUUUCUCUCUCCCU